AUGGAGUCAGCGCAGCAAGCGCGGGAACUGGGUUGCUGGGAGGCGGAAGAGAUGGAGGUGCCCGUGGCGGCCCGGGUCCCGGAGUCGACGCUGCGCAGGCUGUGUCUGGGCCAGGGAGCCGACAUCUGGGCCUAUGUUUUGCGGCACGUGCACAGCCAGAGGAACGUCAGGAAGAUCCGGGGAAACCUGCUCUGGUGUGGCAACCAGGACAGUCCAGAGGCCCGCCGGAAGCUGGAGUUGGAAGCCGCUGUUGCCCGCCUGCGGGCAGAGUUCCUGGAGUUAGACCAGAGCCUGGAGCUGAUGGAGCAAGAGACUGAGGCUCAGGAUAUAGCCAUGGAGCAGAACCUACAGAGCAUGCAAGACACCCAGCGCCGUGCUCUCCUCCUCCGGGCUCAAGCUGGGGCCAUGCGAAGACAGCAGCGUGGGCUCCAGGAUCCCAUGCAGCAACUGCAGAAUCAGCUCAAGCGCUUGCAGGACAUAGAAAGGAAGGCCAAAGUGGAUAUAAACUUUGGACCCUUGGUAUCAGCAGCCCUGGGCCUGGAGCCUGCGGUCCUGCACGAUGUCCGAACAGCCUGCAGCCUCCGGACCCAGUUCCUGCAGAGCCUCCUGAGUCCUCAGGCCCAGGGAGGCGGCGUUCCAAACCUGCAAGAUGACCACUUUGGAACUUCCUACCAGCAGUGGCUUAGCUCAAUGGAGAGCCUGCUGACAAACCACCCACCAGGCCACGUCCUCGCUGCCUUGCAGCAUCUGGCUGCAGAACGGGAGGCAGAGAUCCAGUCCCUGUGCAGUGCGGAUGGGCUCCAGGAUACGGAGAGAACCAGGUCCCAGGCACCAGACCAGUCAAACUCCAGCCAGACCCUGCCAUCCAUGGUGCAUCUCAUCCAGGAGGGCUGGCGGUCUGUGGGUGAGCUGGUCACCCAGCGGGACCCCCUCCUGAAGGAGCAUCAAGUCCUGACCCUGCGCCUCCAGGGCCUGAUGGAGAAGGUGGAUAGAUGUAUCCUGGGAUCCAGCGAGAGGCAGACUUUGGUGCUGGGGCUCCGGGUCUGUGCCCUCUGGGCGGAACUCAAGGCCCUUCAUGCCCUGAGCCAGGAGCUGGAGGAGGCCACUGGGCGUCGGCAGAUUCUGCUCCAGGAGCUACAGGCCAAACAGCAACGGAUCUUGCGCUGGCGCCAGCUAGUGGAGGAGACACAGGAGCAGAUCCGCCUACUCAUCAAAGGCAACUCAGCCAUCAAGACACGCCUGUGCAGGAGCCCCGGGGAGGUGCUAGCUUUGGUUCAGCGAAAAGUGGUCCCCAUGUCUGAGGCGGUGGCUCCACAGAGCCAGGAGCUGGUGCGGUGUCUGGAGCAGGAAGCCCAGCACCUGCCCCAUCUUCCUCUGGGCCCCUUGCUGCAGCACGGCCCCGGAGGAUUGCAGCCCCUCCCUACAGUCCUGCCAUCCAUCCACCAGCUGCAUCCUGCAUCCCCAAGGGGCUCCAGCCUCAUAGCGCUGAGCCACACACUGGGGCUGCCUGCAGGGAAGGCUCCGGAGCUGCUCUUCCCGAAGGCUGCCUCUCUUCGGCAGGACCUUCUCUUCCUCCAGGACCAACAAAGUCUCCGACGCUGGUAUCUGCUCCACAUGAAGAUCAGCCUGCCGCCAGGACCAUCCACCCAGGAGCUGCUGCAGAUCCAGGAAUCCCAGGAAAAGGAGCAGAAGGAGAGCCUAGGACAGGCUCUGAAGCGGCUGGAGAACCUGCUGAAACAAGCGCUGAAGCGAGUCCCCGAGCUCCAGGGAGUUGUGGGAGACUGGUGGGAGCAGCCAGGACAAGCCGCCCUCUCCAGGGACCUCUGCCAAGGCCUGUCAUUGGCCCAGUGGCAGCUGCGCUGGGUCCAGGCCCAAGGUGCCCUGCAGCAGUUGUGCAGAUGA
Rangifer tarandus platyrhynchus (Svalbard reindeer) is the source of this 1902-nucleotide messenger RNA. NCBI's taxonomy places the organism in Eukaryota, Metazoa, Chordata, Mammalia, Artiodactyla, Cervidae. The record is from the annotation of a GenBank genome assembly.